Apiotrichum porosum is the source of this 774-nucleotide messenger RNA. RefSeq lists its product as uncharacterized. The transcript has 4 exons. Bases 1 to 774 code for a protein of 257 amino acids. Lineage: Eukaryota; Fungi; Basidiomycota; Tremellomycetes; Trichosporonales; Trichosporonaceae. The record is from RefSeq and is a predicted model, not a curated record. Gene Ontology annotation, molecular function: oxidoreductase activity.
AUGUCCGACUCAACCGUCUACCUCAUCACCGGCGCGAACCGCGGUAUCGGGCUGGAGGUGCUCAAGCUGUAUGCAUCGGACGCCCGCAACAUCCUUAUCGCGGGUGUGCGCGACCCGGCUGGUGCGACAGAGGUCAACACGCUUGCCAAGUCGUCCCCGGCGGCUAUCCAUGUUGUAAAGAUUGUCGCUGGGGACGAGGAGGGGAACCAGGCUGCCGCAGCGGAGGUCGCUGCCAAGGUCGGCCGCGUCGACGUCCUUUGGGCCAACGCAGGUAUCUCGGACGUGUACAAGCCGGUCCUGCAGACGACGGUGGCAGACUUUGAGUCGCACUGGCGCGUGAACGUGCUCGGCCCUGUGGUGCUCUUCCAAGCCUUUUACCCACUGCUGCUCAAGUCGACCAAGACGGAGAAGAAGUUUGUCAUCACAUCCACGGCGGCUGGGUCGAUCGGCAUCGCGGGCAGUCUGCCCUUCCCCGUUAGUGCGUACGGCUCCAGCAAGGCCGCUAUCAACUUUGUCGCGGCAAAGAUCCACCAGGAGCACGGCGACAAGGACAAGCUGGUUGUGAUCCCCAUUCACCCAGGUAUGGUUAGCACUGACAUGGGCCAACAUGCCCUCAAGACCAUGGGCGUCACCGACGGAGUCGCCAUCCCCGGUGUGGAAGUCAUCACUCCCGUCGAGUCGGCCACUGGGCUCAAGAACGUCAUUGACAACGCAACGUUUGUUGCAAAUGGUGGAAAGUUUGUCGACUAUGCCGGCAAGGACCUGCCUUGGUAG